Molecule: messenger RNA, 1890 nt
Organism: Dovyalis caffra
Lineage: Eukaryota; Viridiplantae; Streptophyta; Magnoliopsida; Malpighiales; Salicaceae
Source: the annotation of a GenBank genome assembly
AUGGAGAAGAGUAGUGAGAUAGAUGAUCAGACCUCCAGGGAGGACAAAGGGAAAAUAACCGUGCAAGAGAGUACGAAUAUUGGCACCCCACAAAACGAUCAUAAAGAAACUAUGGAGGAUAUUGAUCUGAAAGAAAACAUGGAUAAAAGCAAUGGGAAAGGCGAGGCGAAGCAUGUUAACUACAGAGGAUGGAAAGUCAUGCCUUUUAUUAUAGGAAAUGAAACAUUUGAGAAGCUAGGAACCCUUGGAACUUUAUCCAACCUCUUGAUUUAUCUGACUACUGUGUUCAACAUCAAGAGCGUUACAGCUGCAACUAUCACUACCGUCUUCAGUGGUACAGCCAGCUUCAGUACGUUGAUCGGGGCGUUUCUCUGUGACACUUAUUUUGGUCGAUACAAGACGCUAGGAUUUGCUACCGUUGCCUCUUUUCUGGGAUUGCUUACGAUACAGCUAACAGCAGCCAUCUCUAAACUGCACCCACCACACUGUCCAAAGGAGAGUAGCACGUGCGAAGGGCCAACAGCAGGUCACAUGACGUUUCUAAUGACAGGAUUUGUACUGAUGAUAAUAGGGUCUGGGGGCAUCCGGCCAUGUAAUUUGGCAUUUGGAGCAGACCAAUUCAACCCUGACACAGAAUCUGGAAAGAGGGGAGUAAAUAGCUUCUUCAAUUGGUACUUCUUUACUUUCACCUUUGCCCAGAUGAUAUCUUUGACACUAAUUGUUUAUGUGCAAUCCAACGUUAGCUGGUCUGUAGGUUUAGGGAUUCCGGCAAUCCUGAUGCUCAUUUCUUGUGUACUAUACUACAUGGGUUCAAAAAUGUAUGUCAAAGUGAAAGCCACUGGCAGUCCCAUGACCAGCGUAGCACAGGUUUUUGUGGUAGCAGUCAAGAAAAGGCAGUUAAAACCAGUGGACCGCCCUUGGCUCUCCCUUUUCAAUUACAUUCCUCCCAAGUCUAUCAAUGCCAAGCUUUCUUACACAGAUCAAUUCAGAUUCCUCGACAAAUCAGCAAUCAUGACCCCCCAAGACCAAGUAAAUGCUGAUGGAUCGCCAGCUGAUCCAUGGAAACUUUGUAGUUUGCAGCAAGUGGAAGAAGCAAAAUGCUUGUUGAGAGUGGUUCCUGUAUGGGCAGCUGCUAUUAUAUACUUUGUUGCUAUAGUCCAACAACACACCUAUGUAGUCUUCCAAGCAGUUCAAAGUGACAGACGCAUUGGAAACAGCAACUUCAAGAUGCCAGCUGCAACAUAUGUUGUGUUCUUGAUGCUAAGUUUAAGUAUUUUCAUACCUAUCUACGACCGAAUUUUCGUCCCUUUUCUGCGAAGGAUUACAGGUAAAGAAGGUGGCAUAACAAUCCUUCAAAGAAUAGGCAUUGGCAUCUUUCUCACCGUUGCAACGAUGCUAGUUUCUGGGUUAGUUGAAGAGAAGCGAAGGACCAUAGCACUUACCAAGCCAACUCUUGGAACAGCACCAAGAAGAGGUGCCAUUUCAUCAAUGUCGGCUUUAUGGUUAAUCCCUCAGCUCUCUCUAGCAGGAAUAGCAGAGGCAUUUGGUUCCGUGGGGCAGGUUGAAUUCUACUACAAGCAGUUUCCUGAAAAUAUGAGAAGCAUUGGAGGAUCUCUCUUUCACUGUGGCAUGGCAGGCUCAAGUUAUUUGAGUAGUUUAUUGAUUGCUGUAGUUCACCAAACAACAAAUGGAGCUGCAACAGGGAAUUGGUUACCAGAAGAUCUUAACAAGGGAAGACUGGAUUACUACUAUUACAUGAUUGCAGGUUUGGGGCUCUUAAACAUGGGCUACUUUUUGCUGUGUGCUAAAUGGUACAAAUACAAAGGGGGCGAUUGCGAUGCACUUCUAGAACUCAAUGAGAAACCAACCAAUCAGAUAAAACCCAUCUAG